AUAUCUGUUUCUGAACUUUGCCAAGCGGGCCAGUCUAUUGCUGUUGACAAGUAGACUGGGAAUCUGCUUUUCCAACAAAUUUUCCACACGAGUGAAAAAUAAUGAGUACGCACAGGGAACCAACAGCUGAAUCAGACAGGCCAUACACUCUGUAGCGGUAAUGUAGCUGUGAUUCUUCUACAGUACAACUUCACGAUGGCUCAUGGCUCUCCCAGCAGUUUCCCCAUACCUAACUAGCCCGGUGUAGCUGUCAAAUGUCACAAGACUGGCCGGCAUACUGAUAAACAAUCAUGGCUGACACCUUGUGCUGCAGCUCUUACUACGAAGUUUAACUUACCUAUUGUGCAUCCACAAGAGCGGUGCUGCAUGCAGCCACAGGGAGCCUUGCAGGUGCUGUCUUUAAUUCGUAACGCUUGGGAACCGCGGUAAUUGGAUCUGCAAUGCCCUGCGAUUUUUUCGUCCAUUACUUUCGUUAUGGUAGGUACGUACUACGCUGUGGAGCUAAUAAUUACAGGAAUGGCCACAGGGAUUUUUCAAGAAGAAAGGGAAUAACAUUUAACAGGUUUGGAAGGAAAGCUGCCUCAGUUCCCUGGGCUUUCAUCGUUGGAAGUUUGAUAGCAACGGGACUUGCCUGCCUCGGCUUUCUCAACUUCUAUGUCGAACGAAAGCCUGAAAGACUGUGGAUUCCACAGGGCUCCGACUACGUGAAAACUAUCGACUGGCAGGAAAAGAACUUCCCCCAAGACCAGAGAGUCGAAAUGGUCAUCUUCGAAGCAGAGGACAAUGUUCUGACGGCCGACUACAUUAGGGAGAUGUUUCGUGUUCACCAAGAUAUCAGAGCAACCACAACAGUUGAUGGAAACGACAGAACAAUCACCCAGGAAGACGUCUGCUACAGGGUCCCAGCACUGGGCGGAGAGCAGAGGAAAGAGCUCAAUCACAUCAGGAGCCAACUUUUUCCGGGCAGGAGCUUUGAGAGCGACGAAUUUGACUGGUCUCUGGCGUUGGACAAGGAGAUCUAUUACCAGUUCUACGCGAAGAUGCCCACCGCCUGCCUCGAAAUCAGCGUCCUGGAGAUCUGGGGCUACAACUCUUCCGUCUACGAAAAGCUGACGGACCAGGAUGUCACCGAAGCCGUCAACGAAGCCAACAUAGCAACAACGUUCUCCUACCCAAUGAAUUUCAUCGAAUUCCUGGGCGGCGUGACCCGGAAUGGCUCGGGUUAUGUGACAGCUGCUAAAACUGCCAUAGCCUAUUUGGUCAUGAGGGUCAAUCGGAGUGAGGUCACCUUGGGGGAGAGUGCCAGCCACGCCGGUUUGUCAGAGGAGGUUGACGCUGGCCUCUACAACUGGGAAGGAGCGUACAUACAGCUGCUUUUGAACCAGUCAGAUCUUCUGCCCGGUUUGAAGCUCUUCCCGGAAUCCCAGCGGAGUUUUGGAGAAAUCAGCGGCGACACCAUCUUCGGAGAUGUCAUUUAUCUGGUGUUCGGCGAAGCCACCUUGUUCAUCUACGUUCAGCUGAUGUUGGGAAAGUUCAACAUGGUGGAGAACAGGCCUCUGUUAUCGUUGCUGGGGAUUCUUUCGACCUUCAUGGCAGUGGGGCUGUCUUUCGGUCUGUGCUCCGCUUUCUCGCUGCCCUACGGACCGGUCCACAGCAUCCUUCCUCUCCUUCUGCUCGGUUUAGGAGUGGAUGACAUGUUCGUCAUCGUCCAGUGCUUCAGUAACUUAAGUCAGGAGGAACGACGCCUGGAGCUGAAGCAGCGGAUGGCCACGGCUCUUCGCCAUGCCGGGGUCGCCAUCACUGUCACUUCUAUCACAGAUUUUGGAGCUUUCUUCAUCGGUGCCACAACGGUCCUCCCCGCCCUGAGGUCAUUCUGCAUCUAUUCCGCCGUGGGGAUCGCCAGUCUCUACGCCCUGCAACUCGCCUUCUUCUUCCCGUGGUUCGCCCUGGACCAGAAACGCCUUGAAGAUGGCAGGAACGGCCUCAUAUGGUGCUACAAGCAUAAAAACUGGACGCCCAACGAGUGCUCCCAGCACGACUUUUGUCAGAGUUUCUUCGAAAAUAUUUACUCGAGAAUCAUCCUGCUCAAACCUGUCAAGGUGCUGGUUCUACUUCUAACAGCGGGUCUUUUCGGAGUCAGCGCCUGGGGAGUGUCAGGCCUCCGUCAAGAGUUCAACCCCAUCUGGUUCAUCCCUCAGUCUUCCUACCUCUUCCAGUUCUUGGAUAGGAUCUAUACCUACUAUCCUUCGGCAGGAGAGAGAGGCACCGUUUACCUCGGAGCCCUGGAUUACCCUCGCGAAAUCUACAAAGUGGGACAACUGACGGAGGUGAUGCUGGAGGACGAAUACAUCUCGUAUGUCGAUUCGUGGUACGAUGCCAUGGCCAACUAUACCAUGAGCGACUUGGGGGAAGAUAUCCGAAAUAAGCCGCUCAAUGACAGCUUCUUCAGCGAGAUCCUCUCCACCUUCCUCUUUUCGCCCGUCGGCUCCAAGUACCAGAGUUAUUUCCACUUCGACGGGAACCUAACCAUUGCAAGGCCGACGCCUCCCGUUCUGGCUUGUAAGUUUGACUAUAGGCACCGUUCUUUGGAUGGACCUGACGAACAGAUUCCAGCAAUGGACCACGUUAAACAGAUUGUCAAAGACAUGAACUUUUCAGACUUUGCAGCCCCAAUAGCUUUCCAAUACAGCAGUUGGGAGACGGACAAGGUCAUCUUUGGGGAGCUGAUAAGGAACCUGUCCCUAGCCAUGGUAGCAGUCCUCAUCAUGACGCUCAUCCUUCUGGCUAAUAUCGUCGCCUCUGUCUACGUCCUCGUUUGUGUCGCAAUGACCCUGGUUGAUGUGAUGGCGCUGAUGACGUGGUGGGGUCUGACUGUAGAUAUCAUCACCUGCAUCAAUCUGGUUUUAUGUAUUGGACUCUGCGUCGAUUAUUCUGCUCACAUCGCCUUGCAUUUCCUUCAGGUCAAAGGCGACCGAGACGAGAGGGUGAGGCAAUCGGUGAGGGACAUGGGACCACCCGUCAUCAAUGGCGCCUUCUCCACCUUCUUGGCAUUCGUCCUUCUGGCCAACUCGGACUCCCACGUCUUUCUGUCCUUCUUCAAGAUCUUCUUCGGAGUGUUCAUCUUCGGCGUCUACCACGGCCUGGUAUUUCUCCCCGUCCUUCUGAGCCUGGUAGGUCCUCCUCCUUACUCUGCAAGUCACGCUGUCUCAGCCGAUUCGGGAGCGCCUCAGGCCGAGCAGGAGCCACUUGGGAGUCUUUCUUUCGCCCAGGGCACACGAGCAAAGGAACGCAUUGACGUAGAGGGGCAUGGUUAUAUGGCGGUCUCCCAGGAAGGGGAGACUGCCAAAUAGUUCCCUCAAAUCUGAGAAAAAGAUCCGGUGUUAGAUCUCGAACGGACAAUGAGAUGAUAAUGUUAUUAUGCAGCUUCACUACCUUCGUUUUCUGUGAGUGAGAUUUGACUUCGACUGAGAGCGACAGCUCUCCAGGUGGACAUCAGAAAUAUACUAGAAUAGUGAGGGUGGGAACUACAACAAUAGAUAUCAUUGUGUAGAUUGACUGAGUGAUUUUCCAAAAGCAGUCAUGUAAUUACAUAUACUGUUCGUUCCAAGCUAGUAUCUUCUAACACA
This is a messenger RNA of Macrobrachium nipponense, 3626 nucleotides long. Its product is annotated as patched domain-containing protein 3-like. The record is from RefSeq and is a predicted model, not a curated record. Gene Ontology annotation, cellular component: membrane. NCBI's taxonomy places the organism in Eukaryota, Metazoa, Arthropoda, Malacostraca, Decapoda, Palaemonidae. The coding region runs from base 441 to 3350 and encodes 969 amino acids. The transcript is spliced from 20 exons.